This is a messenger RNA of Microstroma glucosiphilum, 1622 nucleotides long. RefSeq lists its product as hypothetical. The record is from RefSeq and is a predicted model, not a curated record. Gene Ontology annotation, biological process: post-translational protein targeting to membrane, translocation. The transcript has a single exon. Lineage: Eukaryota; Fungi; Basidiomycota; Exobasidiomycetes; Microstromatales; Microstromataceae. Bases 26 to 1258 code for a protein of 410 amino acids. Gene Ontology annotation, cellular component: Sec62/Sec63 complex.
AAGAGUCAGAGCGUGUACCAGCAGGAUGACCCUUUCCAUCUGGGUCCCCGUAGGCUACAUUGGCGCCCUCGUCCUCUCCCUCUCCCUCUUCUCCUCGGUGUAUCGAAAGCGCUCUGCCCGCAACGCCGCCAAGGGGUCCGAGGAACCAUGGCACCCAGAGGGACAUCCUGAGCGAGACGUGUAUCAGAGUCUCAUCGCCGCUUCCACUUCGGGAGUAGAGCUGCCAGAUCACCUUCUCAAGGCUGCUUUGCUCAACAGAGCCAUGACGGAUGUGAAGCGCAUCAUUCAGAUGAGAGACGACAAGCAGGCUCUCGCCGUGCUCCUCCAAAAGGGCAGCGUGGGGGAUGCCACAAUGACCAGAUUCGCCCUCGCAGAAAAGGAGCUAGAGGCAGAGAUCCUCGAUGUAGUCAGUGAAGCCAAUACUUUCAGGGAAGGAUGGGGCCAGCUCAUCUUCCCUACUGCAUCGGAAAUGGUCACACACAAGAAGCACAAGGAAGCCUACUACUCGAUUCCCGAGGAGAGGAACAAGCAGAUUGCGUUACUCAAAGCACAGAACAAGCCUAUUCCGAAACCAACCAUCGAACUGCCCCCAUUGUUUACACCGCCAGGGACACAGGUGAAAGUGCAUGCACAACAGCCACCACAGGGACAGGGACAAGGUCCUCCAGGAGCAGUAGGACCGGCAGGGGUACCUCUCCCCCCAGGCAUGUCGCCUGCUCAAAUGCAGCAGAUCAUUCAAGCGCAGAGGGCCGCCAGGAGUCAACAAUUGGGUCAAGCACCACCAGGGCAAGGGAACGCUGCAGCUGCUGUAGGGCCUCAACCCCAUGGUCCACCACGGCCGCCUACUGGACCUGCUGCUGAAAAGACGAAUGGAGGAAUGUCGACUCCGCCCGUGGUAAAGUCGGGAGAGGGAGACGCAACAGGUACACCAGCGGCGACAGCGACAAUAGCAACAGCAAGCGCUCCACCCCUCACACCUUCAUCAAAGGGCAACAGUAACAGUACCACUAACGGCUCUGCUACUGCUCCUUCAACUCCAGCAGCAGGAGAAGACUCAACAGCAGCCAUCGGCUCAGAGUCUUUUGACUCGACGCUGGACGACGAUGAUGAUGAUGACGAGGGUGGUGAUUCGGGAGAAGAGGGUUCAGCGCCUGCAGGUACGGCUAGUCCGGGCGGAGGCGGAGGAGGAGGAGGAGGAGCCAAUCGGGCCCAGAGGCGGCAGAAUAAGAAGAAGCAAAAGAAGGGUGGGAAAAAGUGAGCAAGCCACAGGCACGGUAGAGAUGCGGACGGGCAGGGGUGGAUGUUUGAAAGUGGAUAGGGGUUAGAGAAAGAGAUGAUUCAGCCAGGCAGAGCUGAAGUGGAAUGAAGUCACAGGUCAGGAAGAGGCAAUCCUGCCAGCUUUCUGUUACCUCCUCGCACUAGCAUGUCUCUCUCUCUCUCUCCUUACUCUCCUCCUGUAACCCCACCCCCUCCCCUUCCUCAUGAACCUUUCUCCUUCUGCAUCCUCCCACACCCCAAACUCACAAAAUUUCAUACAUUUUCACUUUCAGUCCAUUGCAAAAGUUCUUCUUCUUCUUCUUCGAUGAUCACUUCCAUUUCCACUUCAUUAGCAACUCACCCCC